AUGGCCUGUGGUGCUACGCUCAAGAGGAGCUUAGAAUUCGACCCACUUCAUAGUCCAUCGCAAAAUACUCCGAAACGUCGAAGGUGCAUGCCGAUGACUUUAUCACCAUCAACUCCACCAACCAGACCUGAACAAACUGAACCAUCACCUUUUGACAAUGUUUUACCAAAAUUAACACAAGAACAAAUAGCUGCUAAUAUCAGCAUGGAGAUCAAGAGAUUACAGCGGCGGAGACAGUUACAUUACCAGCGGGCUAGCAGUCCCCCACCUCAAGAGGCUGGCAAUUCACAGUCAUGCACAUCUCUAUUGUCUCAGAAUUCACUCUCUCCUAGUAAGAAAGAUGCACCUUUGUUUACUUUCAAGCAGGUAACUAUGAUUUGUGAAAGGAUGCUCAAAGAUAGAGAGUCUCAGGUCAGAGAAGAAUACAACUCUGUACUUUCAAGCAAGUUAGCAGAGCAAUAUGAAGCAUUCUUGAAAUUUAAUCUUGAUAUGAUCCACAAAAGCUUAGUUGAUUCACCAUUUUCUUAUAUCUCCUAA
Molecule: messenger RNA, 537 nt
Organism: Acanthosepion pharaonis
Lineage: Eukaryota; Metazoa; Mollusca; Cephalopoda; Sepiida; Sepiidae
Source: the annotation of a GenBank genome assembly